Molecule: messenger RNA, 1164 nt
Organism: Penicillium canariense
Lineage: Eukaryota; Fungi; Ascomycota; Eurotiomycetes; Eurotiales; Aspergillaceae
Product: NAD(P)-dependent alcohol dehydrogenase
Exons: 3
Coding region: 1-1164 (387 amino acids)
Molecular function (GO): oxidoreductase activity; zinc ion binding
Source: RefSeq, a predicted model, not a curated record
AUGAUCCCCGAAAAACAAAUUCCUACGAAGGCGUUUGUGGUUGAUGCCCCAAAGUCUCCAUUUGUUCUUCAAGAUGUUGUUUUGGAUGAAGUGCGGGAUCACGAAGUCCUAGUCGAAAUGAAGUAUACCGGGCUCUGCCACACAGACAUUGUUGUUCAACAUGGAGCUGUUCCCGUUGGCGACUACCCUGCCGUGCUUGGUCAUGAGGGCGCAGGCAUUGUGCGCCGCGUCGGUAGCGGCGUCAAAGAUAAGACUCUGAGCGAAGGCGAUCAAGUUUUCCUCAGUUUUACCACCUGUCGUAAAUGCAGGCAAUGCCAGGAAGGUCGGCAUGGAUUUUGUCGUAACUUCACUGAAAUCAACUUUGGCGGUGUUCGUGGUAUAUCCGCUGCAGAUUCCCCCAUUACCUCUACCGAGGGGAAAGCUAUUAGGGGUCAAUUCUUCGGACAGUCCUCUCUGAGCAAGCUUGCUAUUGUUCCGGAAACCUCUAUUGUCAAAUGUCCGGCUGCUUCUGGUAUCACAGAUGCAGAUAUGGCCUCGCUGGCUCCGUUGGGAUGUGGAUAUCUCACGGGUGCAGGCACAGUGCUGAAUAUCCUGAAGCCUAAACCCACUACUCGAUUUGCCGUACUGGGUAUGGGGGCAGUUGGAUUUGCAGCUAUGCUGGCCGCACGGGCACAGGGGGUGGAAACCGUUAUCGCAGUGGAUAUUGUCGAUGCAAAGCUCGAGCUAGCUACUUCUUUGGGUGCCUCGCACACACUGAACACAAAGCAGGUUCCCGAUCUUGCGCAGCGUCUGCAUGAGAUGUUCCCUGAGGGAGUAGACCAGAUAAUUGAUACAACAGGCGUGGUUCCUCUGCUUCAAUCUUCAAUCAAAGCGUUGGGCCACGAGGGGGUGUUGGCCAUUGUGGGUGUUUCCCCGCGCGGAGCAACAUUGAACAUUGAUCCGCUAGAGCUUAUGGUCAACUGCAAGCGCGUCGUUGGUGCCAUCGAAGGGUCUUCGGAUCCAGCCACAUUAUUGCCGCAAUUGAUCAGCUGGUAUAAACAGGGCAAAUUUGCGGUUGACAAACUGGCCACGGUCUACGAUGCGAACUGUCUGAGCCAAGCAUUAGAAGACUUGCAGUCAGGGAAGAUCAUCAAGCCGGUGCUUAAAUGGGGGGAUCUUUCAUAG